AUGCCAAAUAAAAAACUAACUGACAAGGCGAUAGAAAAAAUUCUAGAUGAUGAUGAUUGGUCUGGUAGUGAUUCUGAUGAUGAUUUAGUUUACAGUGAUUUUAUAAUUAGUCCUUCAAGGUCAUUUUUGCAACAAAAUGAGGAGGAUAGAAUUGAGAUGCGACUUGAAGAGAUAUUGGGGAUCGAUGAUUUAGGUGACAAAGAACAUGAGGAAACUACAAGUACACAACAACCGUGUGAGAACUUAUUAGAAAUACUAAACCCGGAAAAUCCUGAUUGUACUAUAAUACCAAGUAGUGAUAGUGGUGGUAGUGCUAAUUUUGAAAUACACGUAGGGGCACAAAAUCUAAUUUCUGACAGUGAUUUAGUAGUAUCAAUUGAGCAUAAAAUAGGACUAGAUACGAUUCCAGAAAAUGCCUCCACCGAUGAUCCCCUUCAACAAGAAGACAUUUCUGAACAUGUUGAGCAACUUGUCAGUAACAUAGACGAAAAUUUAGUUAGAGAGAAGGAUUUGCAAACCCCACUGAGUUCUACAGUGCAAAAAAAUAGAUCUCAGCCACGGAUAUGGAAAAUAUGUAGAACCACGCACGACACUCCAAACUUUGACAAAAAAAUUCAACCUAAAUCUGAAUUUAACCAUAAAACUGAACCAAUAACCAUUUUUGAAAAUUUCUUUCCGGAUUAUUUAAUACAAGUAAUUGUUGAACAAACAAAUAGAUAUGCCCGCUACAAAAAUAGUAAAAACUGGGUUCAAGUCAAUGAAGAUGACAUCAAAGCAUAUUUAGGUAUUCUUAUCCUAAUGGGCUUAAAUCCAUUACCAGACAUGGAGCUUUAUUGGUCAAGUGAUUCCUUCUAUAAUAAUCCUGAAAUUUUCUGCGUAUUUACAAUAGCGCGAUUUAAGAAAAUAACAGAAAAUCUACAUCUUAAUGACAAUAGUAUCGAACCUCCAAGAGAUUCAAGAAAUUACGACAAAUUAUUCAAACCUUUGAUCACAACAUUAAAUGAAGUGUAUCAGAAUGAGGCAUACAAUUCAAGUGUACAGUCAAUUGAUGAAUGUAUGGUUUAG
Parnassius mnemosyne (clouded apollo) is the source of this 1065-nucleotide messenger RNA. The record is from the annotation of a GenBank genome assembly. NCBI's taxonomy places the organism in Eukaryota, Metazoa, Arthropoda, Insecta, Lepidoptera, Papilionidae.